Molecule: messenger RNA, 2404 nt
Organism: Poecile atricapillus (Black-capped chickadee)
Lineage: Eukaryota; Metazoa; Chordata; Aves; Passeriformes; Paridae
Product: transcription factor MafF
Exons: 3
Coding region: 360-812 (150 amino acids)
Biological process (GO): regulation of transcription by RNA polymerase II; regulation of epidermal cell differentiation
Cellular component (GO): nucleus
Molecular function (GO): DNA-binding transcription factor activity, RNA polymerase II-specific; RNA polymerase II cis-regulatory region sequence-specific DNA binding
Source: RefSeq, a predicted model, not a curated record
GGGGCCGUUCAUCGGUAGUGCGUCACCCCUAAAUUCGAAUUAAAAUCAGCGCUGUUGGAGCGCGGCUGCAUUCACACCGCGGCGUGCGGUGUGCGCUGGCAGCGUGCGAGGAGGGCUGGCGCCGGGGGACGCUUUUAGGGCAGCGGGCGCUUUAAGGGUAGCGGCCGCCCCGCGCGGCAGCGGCGGCGAGGGGGGCGUGUAGAGGGUGACGUCACCGCAUGACUGUGUUUUUAUGAAUGAAAAGAAUCCGCGGGUGAGUAAUCGCGGGGAGCGAGGCUGGAGGCGCCGCCCGACGCCCUGACCCGGCAGCGGCCCCGCGGGACGAGCGCAGCCGCCAGCAGGGCUGGACUGAGGAAAGAAUGGCUGCAGACGGGCUCUCCAGCAAGGCUUUGAAGCAGGUGAAGCGGGAGCUGGGGGAGAACACUCCACUGCUGUCAGAUGAGGAGCUGAUGGGGCUGUCAGUGCGGGAACUCAACCACCACCUGCGGGGCCUCUCCAAGGAGGAGGUGGCGAGGCUGAAGCAGCGUCGUCGGACGCUGAAGAACCGGGGUUAUGCUGCCAGCUGCCGGGUGAAGCGCGUCUGCCAGAAGGAAGAGCUGCAGAAGCAGAAGAUGGAGCUGGAGUGGGAGGUGGACAAGCUGGCCCGGGAGAACGCUGCCAUGCGCCUGGAGCUCGACACCCUCCGUGGCAAGUACGAGGCCCUGCAGGGCUUUGCCCGCACUGUGGCCACUCACGGGCCCCCCGCCAAGGUGGCUACUGCCAGUGUCAUCACCAUCGUCAAGUCCGGCACCAACCAGGCCGCCUACUCCUAGUGCUGGCCUCUGUCCCCCGGCUGGACACAGUCCUUCCCGGGGUGCCUUCCCCAUGAAUUGCCUCCCAGCCCUUCCCCAACCUCCUCCCUAUCAAAACCUAUGCCCAAAAUCCUCUUUCUCCCAUCCCUUGCCCUCCAGCUCCCCCAGGUAGGGAGGGCUGCUGCUAUGUGGGUGCUGAGGUGGAGGACAGGACCUGACUGGUGGCCCCCUUAGCCCCCUUCCCUCUUGAGUGUGCAAACAGGAGAGAGCAAACACACACAGGCAGCAGUGGGGAAGCAUCCCACAGCUCCAAGCUGGUAGGAAAAUGCCCGGUGCCUCUUUUUCCUAAGAGGGCAUGGGAGAGCUAAAUGUGGGCCAGGCGGUCCCAGGAGCAUGUGCGAGAGACGGAAAAGAGGGGAGAGAGGUUUUGCAGUGUAGGGGAAGAGGGCAUGAUAGAAGGGUAUCAAUAUUGGGCAGACAACCUGAACCACAGCUGGAGCAGUGGGGGAGGUGGCAGCAUGUCUGAAAUCUCUGUGGAUGCAGAUGGCAAGGGAAGGUUAGCAGGUUAGAGGGGGAGAUACAGUGGGCUGCAUGUUAAUGCCUGGUAAGGGUGAAUGGAAUGGGAAAGCACUGUGGCAGCUUGUGGUGCUGGGGGACCCCAGAAGUGACAGUGAUUGGGCAGGGGGGAGCUGGGAGGUGUGAGUGGGUCAGCCCAGGCCGUUGUCCCCAAAGGGGAGAAGCAGUGGUGCUGUUUUAUCUAUCUCUACCAUGCACAUCCUUCACGCCUCUUCCUGCUGACGGGACUCAGCCUGGCUGGGUGUCUGAAAUGCAGCAGCACUGGCAGGAAGGAAGCAGAGGCAGCUGGAGCAGAGAUAAACAUUGUUUCACUCAGCACAGGCCAGCUUCUAUGGCCACACCGAGUCCUGCCCAGUGUCCCACUGCCUACGAAGCCCAUAGAAAGGUGUUUCUGGUCCUCAGAGUCAGAGAUGUGGAGGCAGAGGGGUGGAGGUGCAAGAGGUGGGAAGUAAGGGCAGAGAGCAUCCCCGCUCCUGGGAGCUGCCUGGCAGGCAGGUAGGCUCCUCCCUUUGGUUUUCCUCCAGCUUGGACACUGCUGUGGGACAGCUGGCUCUUGAGCAGGCUGGAGAAGAGCUGGAUUCACUAAAUACAGGCAGCACAGGGGAGGGAGCAGGAGGCAGGUCCAUCUUGGGAUCUGCUGCUGUAGAUGAUUCCCCUGUCCCUCCGUUCUGCCCCUGCCUGGGUAUUGCCACGCCAGCCGCCCUCGGCUGCAGCCUCCGUUCUUCCCUGUAGAGAGGUGCCUGCCACUCCUGGCUGGGGCACUGUGGUUGGCAUCCCCCACCCCAACUCCUCUUGGGUUUAUUUAUUGCACGAACAUAAGUUAUUUUCACGUCCUCUUUGCCAUUCCGCCUCUCGGCACAGCCAGGAUGUUGGUACAGAGCCGUACUUUAUAUUUUAUAUAUGCAAAUCACAUUUUAUCUUAUACUUAUAUAGAGCAAAAAAAAAAACUUAUUUAUUUUCUGACUUACAGUAUGUGUCCUACCCGACUCCUCUGUAUUUUGUAGACUUUACAAAUAAAGCAAGUUCUUUUUUUUUUU